Molecule: messenger RNA, 1114 nt
Organism: Boeremia exigua
Lineage: Eukaryota; Fungi; Ascomycota; Dothideomycetes; Pleosporales; Didymellaceae
Product: Spherulation-specific family 4
Exons: 1
Coding region: 324-1094 (256 amino acids)
Source: RefSeq, a predicted model, not a curated record
GCCGCUCCUAGUUUCCGAAGCCGGGACUGCGGGGUUUGACAAGACGCAGCCACGAGGCGAUCGACGCGCGCUUGUCUAGCCUGUCUCGGCGCCAAGACGCUAUCGGCUUUUUAGUCCGGCUUCAAGAGGUGGGAAUACGUGCUCCAGGACGCUGCCGCAAGGCGAUCAAACUCGAACGCUCCACGUCAACGAAUGAUGCAUCCUUGAUCCGUUGUGGAAUUCGUGGACUCAGAGAAAGGAAGGAGCCUCAUACUGCAUUUCAUUUUCAAACGCAAAACUUUGUCAGCCUGCGUCAAUCCCCGAUUUGCAGGGACCGGCUCGACAUGCCACUGGGAAUAUGCAGAGAGAUGCUCUGUCGUACUUUACCUACAGUCACCGUCCCUUUGUACAUAUAUCCUGGCCCAGGGUCUUGGAACCCACUGCACGUCGCAAUCGCGACAAACCCUGGCCUGCACUUCUGUAUCAUCAUCAACCCAAGCAAUGGCCCAGGUAGUCCUGUGCCGGAUGCAAAUUACAUUGCCGAAGUUGCUCGCCUGAGAGCGCCAGCCAAUACUACGCUCUUUGGCUACGUCCAUAUGACUUGGGGUCAGCGCGACUACAAUCACGUGGUCGCGGACAUUUCCACCUGGGCAGCUUGGGCUGGCUAUCCCGAGUGCGACAUCCAUGUCGACGGCAUCUUCGUUGACGAAGCUCCAAGCAGUGUUGCGUUCCUAAAGUACAUGAAAGGUUUGAAGCAACACGCCAGAACUGUGUUUUCUGGGAACGCUAUACUUUGGACAAACCCUGGUGUUCCUGUGGACAGCGCAUUCUAUGCCGAAGCGGAUAUCAUCAAUGCUUGCGAGAACAGCCAUGAUCACUACACGCGCCAGAAGUUGAUAUCCUCUGUACCGAUGUCCUUACGCUCAAAGACCUCUUUGAUGAUUCAUCACUAUACUAGGUCGACAAAACAGCUCCGUCUGGACGUGGAAGCCUUGCUGCGAGCCGGGUAUCAUUUUGCAUUCAUUACAACUGAUGUUGGUUACACAUAUUUCUCUACAAUGUGGUUGGAUUUCAUCGCAGCUCUAGCAUCCCAGAAAAUUAGCUGCUAUCCAUAGACUUACUUCUUCUAAGCUGC